AUGAGUUUUGUACAGCAGUUCCAACAGGCACAACAAGAAAGGUCAGAGGCAAAAUGUCACCAUCUCCAGUAUGGCUACUGGAAGGAGAAUGAGAAGGCCAACAGCUCCCUGGCUGAAUGUCAGCACCAGCUUGCAAUGCAGCAUGAGCAGUAUGCCAAUGAGGAAGCUAUGGUGGCUCAGGAGCUAGAGAAGAUGAAACUCACAGUGAAGUUGGAAGAGCUUCAGGGGCAGAACCUAGCCCUGCAGAAGGGUGUAGCUGGUGAACAACCACCACAUUAUUUGCCUCAUGCUAUUCCUGAUCAAGAUGAUGAUGUGGAUCUUGAUCCAGUUCUGCCUUAUAUGGAACAAGAGGAACCCAUUGCUCUGCCUUCUACCAUGUGGAUGCCCACUCCCAAACCAGAAAUGGUUCAGGAAGUCUAUGAUGCUCUUGCCACUGCUGAGGCAGUUGCCACAGAGAUUGAACUUGCCAAUAUAAACACUGCAGAGUUUGAACUGUUAUUUUAG
This is a messenger RNA of Pisolithus orientalis, 504 nucleotides long. RefSeq lists its product as uncharacterized. Bases 1 to 504 code for a protein of 167 amino acids. Lineage: Eukaryota; Fungi; Basidiomycota; Agaricomycetes; Boletales; Pisolithaceae. The transcript is spliced from 2 exons. The record is from RefSeq and is a predicted model, not a curated record.